Alnus glutinosa is the source of this 1354-nucleotide messenger RNA. Its product is annotated as probable cinnamyl alcohol dehydrogenase. The transcript has 5 exons. The coding region runs from base 157 to 1215 and encodes 352 amino acids. Gene Ontology annotation, molecular function: zinc ion binding; cinnamyl-alcohol dehydrogenase activity. NCBI's taxonomy places the organism in Eukaryota, Viridiplantae, Streptophyta, Magnoliopsida, Fagales, Betulaceae. The record is from RefSeq and is a predicted model, not a curated record. Gene Ontology annotation, biological process: lignin biosynthetic process.
AAGCAAGGCCGAGAGUCAAAGAUCAUGGGGAUUUCCAUGGCUAUAAAAUCCCAAAUGAUCAAUCAUUCUGCAGCUUCAUGUUCUGAGUGUUAUCUUCUCCAUCUCUCUCUCAAUUAUUUUGUGAAGUGUUUUUAAUUGGUUUUUGAAGCAGAAGAAAUGGAGGGAACAAGGGUUAUUGGUUGGGCUGCUAGAGACUCAUCUGGACAUCUCUCUCCUUACUCAUUCACUCUCAGGGAAGCAGGUCCAGAAGAUGUAGUAUUCAAGGUUUUGUACUGUGGGAUGGAUCACACAGAUCUUCAUCAGAUGAGGAAUGAGAUUCACUCCACUAACUAUCCUUUGGUCCCAGGGCAUGAAGUGGUGGGAGAAGUUGUGGAGUUGGGUUCAGAUGUAAAGAAAUUUAGAGUUAAAGACAUUGUGGGAGUUGGUUGUAUAGUUGGCUCUUGUGGGGAGUGCUUCUCAUGCAAAUCCAACGAAGAGCAGUACUGCAACCACAGAAUCCUCACUUACAAUGGCACAUACAAAGAUGGACGACCCACUCAGGGAGGCUUCUCAUCUGCCAUGGUUGUUCAUCAGAGGUUUGUGGUCCGGAUACCAGAAAAGCUUGCACCGGCGCAGGUGGCACCACUGCUGUGUGCUGGGGUGACAGCUUAUAGUCCCUUGAAACAGUUCAAGGGGUCUAAUAAAGCUCUCAAGGCCGGGAUUUUGGGUUUAGGGGGAGUUGGUCAUCUGGGUGUUCUGAUAGCCAAGGCAAUGGGGCAUCAUGUCACCGUCAUCAGUUCUUCUGAUAAGAAGAGGGUGGAGGCUUUAGAGCACUUAGGCGCAGAUGCUUUUCUGGUAAGCUCCAACACUGCUGAGAUGGAACGAGCCACAAACAGCAUGGACUAUAUCCUUGACACUGUGCCGGCUGUGCACCCUUUACAGUCCUACCUUCCACUUCUCAAGGUUGAUGGGAAGCUUAUAUUAGUUGGGGUUGCUCCUAAACCACUGCAGUUUGAUUCCGUCGACCUGAUUCUAGGAAAGAAGACGAUAUCUGGGAGUUUCAUUGGAAGCAUGGAAGAGACACAGGAGAUAUUAGAGUUCUGGGCGCUGAAGGGUUUGACAUCAAUGGUAGAGGUGGUGAAGAUGGAUUACGUGAACCAGGCAUUCGAAAGAAUGGAGAGGAACGAUGUGAGAUAUAGGUUUGUGCUGGACAUGGCUGGCAGCAAUCUGGAAUGAUGAAGCCCGUAUGCUUGUCUACAACGACAAUUUCAUUUCUACAAUAACAUCUUUCGUGUCUUUCUCUUACAAUAAAACAGUCCUAAGAAAGAUCUCUAAAACAAAUAAAAAUCUAUUCAAGAUUAUGACUCUUUCAUGA